Molecule: messenger RNA, 2144 nt
Organism: Phyllostomus discolor (pale spear-nosed bat)
Lineage: Eukaryota; Metazoa; Chordata; Mammalia; Chiroptera; Phyllostomidae
Gene: NIF3L1
Product: NGG1 interacting factor 3 like 1
Exons: 7
Coding region: 747-1799 (350 amino acids)
Cellular component (GO): cytoplasm; mitochondrion
Source: RefSeq, a predicted model, not a curated record
GCAGGCUUUGGCUGUUUUCCUAGCGCUCCCUCAAAAGAGGGCAGGAGAGGAGAUAGGGGCAGAAAACUGGCUUGCCGCAUAAGAGCAUGGGACUCUUGGAGCCGGGGUCUUGAGUCAAGGGCUUACCGGCUGUGCCACCUGGGCUCUUCAUUAUCCUGGAAAAGGCCUGAAUACGAGGGAACGAAAAAAGGUGCAGUUUGCAGGCUGUAAAGUGGGACCUACUUAGUAACAAACAGUGCUGACUCUAGGUCAGGUGUUGUCGCCAGCUUUACGUUUAAAUCAUGUGACACUGUGAGCCUGGCAUUUCCAAUUCUUAAGAGGUGUAAAUUUGUUGCACAGCAGUCUGGCUGUGGGAGGUCCGUGUAGUUUUAGAGUCGGUGCUCUUACUCAACAUGCUGUGCCGCCUCCUAUUGUUGUUAACGGGCAUCAAGCGACACAUUUCCUAAUCUGAAAUAAGGGGCGUUCUGUUAUUUCCCAGGGCGCUUUCAAAUGUAACAAUAAGUAACACAAGGAUGGAUGGCCCGCUAAAGUUUCACUUUCGCUCUUGCCAGAUUUAGAAGAGUCUGGAGAGUGGAAUACUAUCAGGAUGUGAAAUAUGGAAAGUGAAAGUGGUAUAAAUAAGGACAUUAGACGAUCUUCCUAGGCCCGGGUGGUUAACAGAGGCGCCACAUCACUUCAAAUCAUAUAUUGAAUAAGUAACAGUCCGCUUUGUUCAAUCCCUGAUCCACAAUCCUUCCUCUUCCUGUAUGGAUUUGAAAGCUCUCCUUUCCUCCUUGAAUGACUUUGCAUCCCUCUCAUUUGCUGAGAGUUGGGACAAUGUUGGAUUACUGGUGGAACCAAGCCCACCACACACUGUAAACACACUCUUCCUGACCAAUGACUUGACUGAAGAAGUGAUGGAGGAGGCGCUGCAAAAGAAGGCUGAUUUCAUUCUCUCCUACCAUCCGCCUAUUUUCCGACCCAUGAAGCGCAUAACCUGGAAAACCUGGAAGGAGCGCCUGGUGAUCCGGGCUCUGGAGAACAGAGUCGCUGUUUACUCUCCUCACACAGCCUAUGAUGCCGCACCCCAGGGAGUCAACAACUGGCUGGCUAAAGGGCUUGGAGUUUGCACCUCGAGGCCCAUACUUCCUUCCAAAGCACUUAACUACCCAACAGAGGGAACACAUAGAGUAGAAUUUAAUGUUGACCACACCCAAGACCUGGACAAAGUCAUUGCUACAGUGAAAGGAAUUUCAGGUGUUUCUGUCACCUCUUUUUCUGCUAGGACUGAUGAUGAAGAACAAACACGGAUCAGUUUGAAUUGUAGUCAGCAGGCACUGGUGCAGGUGGUGGCUUUUCUUUCCCAGAACAGUGAACUUUAUCAGAAGACUGAAAUUCUGUCACUGGAAAAGCCUCUACUUCUGCACACUGGAAUGGGACGGUUAUGCACACUGGAUGAACCUGUCUCCUUGGCAACCAUGAUUGAGCGAAUCAAAAGGCACCUAAAACUGGCACAUAUUCGCCUUGCUCUUGGGGUAGGGAGGACCUUAGCAUCCCAAGUCAAAGUUGUGGCUCUGUGUGCUGGUUCUGGGAGCAGUGUUCUGCAGGGGGCAGAAGCCGACCUUUACUUCACAGGUGAGAUGUCCCAUCAUGACAUUUUAGAUGUUGCUUCCCAAGGAAUAAAUGUUAUCCUCUGUGAACAUAGCAACACUGAACGAGGCUUUCUUUCUGAUCUUCAAGAUAUGCUGAGUGCUCAUUUGGAGAAUAAGGUUAAGAUUAUCCUGUCUGAAAUAGACAGAGACCCUCUUCAGGUGGUAUAAUGCAUACAGGAACAGAAUGACAAUCUACAGAUCAUCUCACUCCCAAUUCAAAUGCACAACAUGUAUCAGUACUUUGUAUCCUUCUGGAAGAACAUUUUAGAAUAUAUAUUGUCAUUUCUGGUUUGUUAAUUUUCACCAAAUGUUCUAUGGUUUUUAGGGUAAAAACUAUAAUGUAAUGUCAUUAAAGUACAAAUAUUCAUUAUGAAGAACAAAAUAAAGGAUCUGCUCAUGUACUGAUAUGCCAGGGAUUUGGAGAAAGCAGCCCAGGAGUUCCGGCAACAGUGGAGACAUGGGUAGAAACGCUUUACUUCCUUGCACAACCAAAAGAACAACAACAAAUUUAAA